Messenger RNA from Mollisia scopiformis, 1728 nucleotides. RefSeq lists its product as uncharacterized. The record is from RefSeq and is a predicted model, not a curated record. Gene Ontology annotation, biological process: steroid metabolic process. NCBI's taxonomy places the organism in Eukaryota, Fungi, Ascomycota, Leotiomycetes, Helotiales, Mollisiaceae. Gene Ontology annotation, cellular component: membrane; cytoplasm. The transcript has 4 exons. Bases 1 to 1386 code for a protein of 461 amino acids. Gene Ontology annotation, molecular function: Delta24(24-1) sterol reductase activity; flavin adenine dinucleotide binding.
AUGGACAAGCACGAUGAGGCAGUGACACAAAUCGCCGACAGGGUACGCAAAUUCUAUGCCCGCAAAGAAGCCUUUCGGAUAUAUCAUGGAUCGACGAAUAGUACUCGUCAAUCCCAUUUUCAACGAGACAGAAUGGUUGAUACAUCUGGGUUUAAUUACGUUAAACUUGGCGUGUCUAUAAACACACUUGUUAAAACUACCUUGAACUAUAGUUUAAUCCCACUAUUUGUUAUAGAAUUCCCAGGUAUCACACUAGGAGGAGGCUUUGUUGCUACGGCAGGUGAAGCCAGUUCUUUUCUCUUUAGAGAUGGCGAAGUUGUCAGAGCUUCUGCUAUUGAACGAUCAGACUUAUUUUACCGCGCUGCCUCAUCAUUUGGAACGCUGGGAUUGACAACUAUGCUCGAGGUUCAACUGAUAGAAGCUAAAGCUUAUGUUGCACUUACCUAUCAUCCUGUCACGAGCAUAAUUGAAGCACAAAGGGAGAUUGAGACAGCAACGAAGGACCCAACAUGCGAUUACCUAGACGGAAUCAUGUACUCAGAAAUCAAAGGCGUUAUCUGUGCUGGCCGCUUAACCAACGACAUCGGUCUCGAUACAAAAGUCCAAAAGUUCACCCGACCUUCAGACCCCUGGUUCUACCUCCAUGCCUACCACUUCACGGCCAAACACACCUCACCCAUCACCGAAGCCAUCCCCUUGGUCGACUACCUCUUCCGCUACGACCGCGGCGGAUUCUGGGUCGCCCGCUACGCAUACACAUACUUCCUCACGCCCUUCAACCGCGUAAUCCGCUACCUCCUCGACCACUACAUGCACACCCGCGUCCUGUACCACGCCGUGCACCGAAGCGGCCUCUCCUCCCAAUACAUAAUCCAAGAAGUCGCCAUCCCAUAUCCUCAAACCGCAACAUUCAUGACCUACCUCGCCACGACCUUCAAAAACUACCCUAUCUGGCUGUGUCCCCUAAAACAGAGCGGCAAGGGAAUAGCAUCAACACACUCCCUACAAGUCGAUAAACUCAACCAAAAGUUUGUAACCUGGAACCGAGAUUUCGAGCAAAAGGUUCAUGAAUUAGGUGGGCAGAAAUGGUUGUAUGCUCAUACGUACUACAUUGAACAGGAGUUUGACGAGAUAUACAAUCGCAAAGAAUACGAUGCUUUGAGAAAGAAGUAUAGUGGGAGUUACUUGCCUAGUGUGUAUGAGAAAGAGAAAGUAGAUAUUAGCAAAGAGAAAGUGAAAGCUGAGAACGAAACUUGGAGGGAAUGGACGAGGAGACAUGUCAAGAGUGCUUGGCCUUUGCAGGGCUUGUAUGGGGUGUAUAAAGCUGCAAUGAACGGCGAGUACCUUUUGGCGAGGACAGAGAAGAAGGCUGGGAAAAUGGAGUGAAGUAUAGUGCCGGUCGUGUACAAUCAGUAGUGUAUGUACGAAUCCGAAUCCAGAACUAUUGGCAUGAAUUGAACAGCAUCUGCAAUUGCACGGCUGCAGCACUUGCGUGUACUCUUGUUUCACUGCGUUGCGCAUCCUCUAAUUCCGGAAAGCAGUUGAAAUAAAGCAAAGCUCGAAGCAAUUUGCCAUUGAUGUAUUCCAUGCGCCAACACAAAUCUUAAAGACAAUCUAUCCAUGAACGGUUCGUGAGUCUAUCCCUCAUACCUGAACGAUACAACGUCCAAUCUAAACCAAACUCCAUCAUAAGCCUAGAAUUUCUCCAUCAGGUUCUUCCUGACGGUC